CAUUUGUUCCUCUCACUCCACACAUUCUUAGUUUAACACCUGACUUUUCGACUUCCACAUUAAAUCUGAAGUGGAGUGAUAAUGGAUCAGUCUUCCCAUAUGGGCUGGAUGCCUUUUGGCAGAUUCAGAUACUCCGUAAAGAAGCAAUGGAAGAAGUCACACAAGUAACUUACUAUUCAAAACUGACUCAUGAAGACAUCAUUCUUUCUUGGAACUGGACAUCAGAUAUGCCUUUGGAGUGUACAUCGCAUUAUGUAAAGAUUCGCUGUUACGUUAAUGUAACACAGUUUGUUGGCCCCAAGGAUUGGAGUGACUGGAGCCCAGUAGAAGAGGUCCCUGGAAAAGAUACCGAGCCCAAUGGGAGUGGGGUGUUUCCUCAGGACACCGUGGUGGCAGUAGGUUCAGAUGUGACAAUUUGUUGUGUCCAUGAAGAAGGACAGCAGAUACAACGGAUGACUUAUGGACCAGAAAUAUACCCAAUGAUACAUCUGAGUAGGCGGAGCAGUGCCAUCAGAGUGCUAAAUGCCAGUGCUUCAGAUACCAGUGGGACAAAUGUAGUGUGCAUACUGUCCGAAGAUGAGAUGGAUGGAACUGUCUUGUUUGUAGGAUAUGCCCCUGAUAUUCCCCAAGACCUCAGCUGUGAAACAUCCAACUUCCUGAUAAUAAAAUGCACUUGGAAACCAGGCAGACCCAGUGGACUAUAUGGAAAACGAAGAACAAAGUACAGUUUAUUUGAAAGAACUUCUGGUAAAAAUGUUUCAUGCGAAGUCAAUGAAAUGAACAGAGAGCGUGUCUGUGGCUUCCCAGUACUGGCUGAUCAAAAAACCUACAAUUUCAUAUUAGGCGUCUCCAAUCCUAUCGGGCAAACAGAGUCAUCGCUUUUGGUUGAUUUAACUCAAAGAGUUCAUCCAAAAACUCCAGAAAAGUUAACUGCUUCUGGGAACAGCUCUACAAAUGUCGGUCUGCGUUGGUUUAUAAAUGGCAGCUUUGCUGAGAUCAGGCUUCUGUGUCAAAUUGAAAUUAGCAGUGGUUACUCUGAGCGAAAACUGCACAAUGUCUCCAUGCCUGGUGGAAAAUUCUCAACUUACACAGCUCAGCUGAAUGCAUUGCACCCAUAUACCAGAUACCAGUUCAGGGUGCGCUGUUCGGCUGCUGACCAUUUCUGGAGGUGGAGUGGCUGGAGCAGGAUAGAGGAGCACACAACAUUGGAAGCCCACAAUGUCAAAACAGAUUGGGCUGUGGCAAUGGGGAAUGGAAUUUAUAUUUCUUGGAAUUCUUACCCCAACAUGACCUGUGGCUACAUAGUAAAAUGGUGUCAUUCAUCUGGGUCUGAACCCUGUAGUGUGGACUGGCAGAAAUUUCCUCCAAAUACAACAGAUGCAGUGAUAAAAUCUGCUCUGUUUAGACCUGGUGUGAGAUACAACUUUUCACUAUAUGGCUGCAAAUCCAGUGGAUAUCAGCUAUUGAAAAACAUAACUGGGUAUAUGAAAGAGCUGCCUCCAAAACGUGCACCAAAUUUUACUGUAGAAGAAACUUCUUCAGAUUCUAUAUUGGUAAAAUGGGAAGACAUUCCUAUUGAAGAUUGUCAGGGGUUUUUAGAGGGAUAUCGGCUUUCCUUUGCAAAAGGCGAAAAAGAUGCUUUAAAGCCUAGGCUUUCGGAAUCAGGGAAUCCAGAACUUAAAGUUAAGAAUAUCACUGACUUAACAAAGAAGUCUUUGAAAAUACUUGAUCUUCAAGGCAAAACAAGUUACCAGCUGGACCUACAAGCCUACACUGCUGGUGGGUUGAGCCCUCCAAACAGCCUCUAUGUGGUGACAAAGGAGGACUCUGUAGGAUUAAUCAUUGCAAUUCUCAUCCCUGUGGCAGUGGUUGUGCUGCUUGGAGUGGUGGCGAGCAUCUUCUGCUACCGAAAGAGGGAAUGUCUCUCCCCUUUCUCCUCUUUCUCACUUCAGGGGAAUAAGACACUUAAAACACUGGAAAUGAACCCCUGCACCCCCAAUAGUGUUGAAGUGGUGGAAACACGAUCUGCAGCUCCCAAGAUUGAAGACACAGAGAUGAUGUCCCCAGCAGCAGACACCACUGUGCCUGAAGAUGGCUCUGACUCAGAAACAGAGAACCAUGUGGUUGUGUCCUACUGCCCCCCUAUCAUUGAAGAGGAGAUCUCAAAUCCCCCUAUGGAUGAACCUGUGGGGUCAUCUCAGGUGGUUUACAUUGACAUCCAGUCAAUGUAUCAGCCUCAAAUUAAACCAGAGGAGGAGCCAGAAAUAGACUUAGUGACUACAGCAGGCUAUAAGCCACAAAUGCAGCUGCCUAUCAGUGCCCUGAAAAUAGAGAGUCGCUCACCUGCAGAGGAAGAAUUGGAUAAAACUGCAGGUUACAGACCUCAAGCAAACACAAAUGCCUGGAACAUGGACACUCCAGACUCUCCUGGAUCAGUUGAAAGCAACAAUGAAAAUGCAUCUUUUGGGAGCCCAUGCUCCAUUAAUUCCCGACAGUUUCUGCUUCCCCCAAAAGAUGAUGAAGACUCUCCCAAACCCAGUAACAUAGGGUGGUCCUUCACACACUUUUUUCAGAACAAACCAAAUGAUUAACAGUGAGUCCUCAUUGCACCUGGACCUGCCUUCCAAAUAAGCUCUUAUUCCUCAUGUUGUUGAGACAGGAGGAAGAAAAGUGCAAAAGGCAUGAAUUAUUCUUGGAGACAGUCAGCAGAGGUUCUAGUGAGCUGAAUGUUAUGUUUAAGUUAGUGAAAGUGUUAAUGUUCCAUUUUAAUAGAAGCCGAGAGGCCAAAGUUAUAGUAAUUUAGUUAUUACUCUAGUAAAAUAUAUUGGAUAUAAGGGGAUUGAGUUUAGAGCUCCUGAUAAUCAUAGUCAAAGAACUCUGCCUACCUUCACAUAGUGCUCCAAGAUUAAUAUGGUCUCCUGCAACUUAUAACUUGGAAAGAAUGCUUUGCUUUGUUGUAGUUGUUCUCAACCAUGCAUACUCAAAUGAUGCAGCCCCAACAGUUUUCCUUACUGAAGGUUUCAUUUAUCACAAACCUCAGCUUAACACAUGGAAACAAUGUGGUUGGAAACUGUUGAGAUCUUUUACCUAGUUAUAAACUAAGAACAAAUGAGAGUGCUAUUUUUUUUCUUCUCCCAUACAGAAGGGUAUUGUCAUUGUUUAACACUUCUGAAGCAAUGGCCAUUCAAAUCUGUUGCUUUUUAACUAGACACUAGUUUCUGUACCUACUGUACAAUGUUUAUUCAAUGUUUGACUCAGGGGUACAAACUUGGGGAAAAAAGUAUAACACUGAUUUAAACCUCAACAAGAACUGCAUAAAG
This is a messenger RNA of Nipponia nippon (crested ibis), 3320 nucleotides long. Lineage: Eukaryota; Metazoa; Chordata; Aves; Pelecaniformes; Threskiornithidae. The record is from RefSeq and is a predicted model, not a curated record.